AUGUUGGAAAUAAGUCGUAUUUAUCUUAGUACUGGUUUAUUACUGGCUAUUUUCACAUUAAUAUUUCAUAUAAUUGCAAUGGAAUGUCCACGAUGGAAAAUCUAUGAACAUCGUCGAAUUCCUAGUGAAACAAUUUUUAUUGGUUUAUUUCACCGUUGUGAAAAUCGACUUAUUGAUGGUGUUUUAAAUACUAGUAAAAUUUAUCUUAUUUGUGAUGAAAAUAAAUAUUUACCAUAUAAUAAAAAUCUAUCUUAUUUAUUAAAUAAAAUUCAACCAAUUGAAGCUCAACGUUUUUGUAAUAUAGCUGGUAAUCCUUAUCGUUGUAAUUAUUCAUCAAUAAAUAAAAGUUUUAUAUCAAGUACAAUUAUAACAAUAUUUACACUUAGUUUAUCUAUUAUUUCAAUUUAUUUACAUUUACUUAUUAAUCAAUUUAAAUAUAAAACACAUCUUGGUAUUGCUAUUACAACAAUAUCUCUUCUAUUUAUUGCUUUUAUAUUUAUUCUUAUAACACUUAUUUUACUUAGUUCAACAAUGUCAUAUGAUUUAUUUGAAUAUCGUUAUAAUUUAAAUUAUCGUUUAAUGCAACAAAAACAUCGAAAUUUAACUACUGAUUUUGAACAAAAUAUUCGGCAAAUAGCUGCUAGUGAUUAUGAUAUUCGACUUGAUUGGUCAGCUGGUUUAGAAAUUAUAUCAUUAAUAUUAUCAAGUUUUACAUUAGUUUCACAAAUUCUUUAUCUUUUUUCUACAUAUAGAAAUCGAAUUGGAUGA
This is a messenger RNA of Rotaria sordida, 768 nucleotides long. The record is from the annotation of a GenBank genome assembly. NCBI's taxonomy places the organism in Eukaryota, Metazoa, Rotifera, Eurotatoria, Philodinida, Philodinidae.